AUGACAACUCUAGGCUCCCCCCAGGCCGCGAUCGUGUUGCUCCUGGAAAAUGGUGGAGGCAGCGACGGCCGCGUGAUUGGCGACUGCUGGUGUCCCACCGCGAACGGCAAGUCCACAUCCGCAUCCAGUCGGACGGAGAGACUGGGACCCCGAGUUCAACCACCGCAACAAUCCAGUUCCAAUGGUUUGGCAGUAUCGUGGUGCAAGACGCUGGUGGGGGCCAGCGGCGAUGUUCGUCCUGGUCAUCGACUCGUCGUGGGCCAUGAUCUACUGCAGGUUCGCGACAGGAUGCAUCCAGUGCUGCUGGGCUCGUGUAAUCCGAAACGGCAUCACGAGCAUGUGGAACACCCGUUGUUGACCCGACGGGGCUCUUUGGCACUGGCACUUAUCGUCUGGGUGGAGAUCCCAGCUCUGAAGAGGGCAAAAGCAGGUCCACCUUCCACCUCCCACUGGAUCGCCUUACUCGAUGCGUCGCCCCUGAGAGCCGCUCCCAAGCUUGAUUUACUUCCCGAUAAACAGGAAUACCCCCCGGUGAUCACCGAGGUCGAUCGAUCUGGCUGGAUCUCACCGUUCUCCCAUUGCAGUAUUCAGUGCCCCGUCGCCCUCCCGGCCUCAACACCAGCAAGUGGUACCAGGCCUGGGCGCAUCGUCUGCGACCGUCCGCAUCCGCGCACCUCCCAGAGCGGGGUGGGAAGGGCAAUCGAGAUAAGGAAUGUGGACCAGGUCAUUGCCGAGGAAUCCUUUUCCCACCCCCCAAAGACCUGGAGUGGACCGGCAAGCUCUCAACAGGAAGCAUCUGUGCAACUGGCGACAUUGCGGGAUUUCCAGGUCGAGCCGUACUAA
Penicillium argentinense is the source of this 843-nucleotide messenger RNA. RefSeq lists its product as uncharacterized. The transcript has 2 exons. The record is from RefSeq and is a predicted model, not a curated record. The coding region runs from base 1 to 843 and encodes 280 amino acids. Lineage: Eukaryota; Fungi; Ascomycota; Eurotiomycetes; Eurotiales; Aspergillaceae.